UUGGUGCGCAGUCCAGCUUGUUUGGAUUAGUUUAUGAAACACGGCUGGGAAUAGUGCUGUCAGGGCAAAAUUCUACGCGGAAUUGAUUCAAAAUCCUCAUUAGAUUGGAUUGGAUUUGCCUUUGCAACCGAAAAGAAAACGGGGUAGAACUAUGGACGACGAAGAUGGAUCUACUGUGACUCCUGUUGAGGACUCCAAUAGCGUAAAUGAUGAACCAACUAUCGACGAAGUGACCAAUUUAAAUGAGGACAAUGAGGAGAACACUCGGGACAGUUUGCCACAAUCAGAAGAAGCGUUCCCAGAGGCGAUUAGUAGUGAGCCGUCUUUGUCUGUGCCACAAAACAUCCCAGAGCUCGAAGCGGAAAUCGAUAAAAACAAACCCGUAGGAAACGAUGAAGAUAAUAUCGGCGAAAGCAGUGUUUCAAUUGAAUCAAGACGUGAAGAUGAAGAAACAAAUGUUACACGCUCAGAUACAGUUGAAAUACCAACCAAGCACAAUGAAGAUAAAGGUGAAGACGAAAUACCCACCGCCAUUGAUGUAGAUGGUGAAGCGGUUCCACAAGAGACAGCGGAUGAUUCGAAAUCCGCUCAGACAGAUGAAUGCGGAAGGGAGAAACAACAGCAAUCACUUCUGAUUGAGGAAAAUCGUCCUAUCGAACGACAGUCAAAAACAGAAGAUUCCAUGGAUGAAGAAGAGGAUAGUCCUGUGCCGGAUGCAGGCAGUCCACGAGAAGAAAAGGAUGAACAAACUGCUGAAUGUUCCGAAGCAGAACAGCCAAGUGCAGUAACAUCGAGUUGCUCUUUACGAAAUAGGGUGAAUGGAGCCCUCACAAACAGAUCUGUUGAGUUGAAUCACCAAGAUGAUGCAACUGAAGCGACGGGGGAAUUGGGUGUGGACUCAAAUGAGGAAGAAGAUGAGCCCGACACGGAUGAGAAAGAUAAGGUGGAAAAUGAUAAUGCAGAAAGUGAUAACGCAAAGGUAAAUCUUGAUGAGAGACCGGAGCGAAAUGAGGAUAUGGAAUGUGAAGAGGAAGAUGAUGAAGCAACUAUGUCGAGCAAUGGAGUUGAAGAAUGCAGAGAUGAUCUUGUAAGGUGUUCUAGUAAUCAAGAUCAGCAAGAUCACUUGCUAGAGGAGCAGCGAAUAGAGGACGAUGAAGAUGAAAAAACACAGACGGAACACGAGGAGAAAAAUGAUAUGCCUGUGGACGCACACCCUGUGGAGGAUAAUAGUAAUCUAAUUGAACCAAGAAUCAAUGGUGACAUGUCUCACGGCAAUGAGGAGGAAGAGCCGGAUUCGACCAACCUUAAAAGGCCCCGCUCGGCCAGUCCAACGGAAAGCAACAGCAGUGCACAACAACCGUUUAGAAAACAACUUAGAUUGAGCGAAAGCGGAAUGGCAGAGAUAAAGCCUCCAGAUCCAGAAAUUAUUCAGGAUGCAGGAGAUGAUGCCACAAAUGAACGUAACAAUGAAACCGAUGUAUUGCUAGAAAGCACCAAACUGGAUCAGUCGAUAGAUUCGGGUAAAUCAUCACUUGGGGAUAGUAAUGAACAGGACCACGAAGUUACAAAAACGAUGACUUCGUCAGAAGUAGAAGCUCAGUCAGAACAAAAACCCAUUGGAGAAGAUAACAUAGAUGACGACGAUCUGGAUGAUGACAAAUCCAGCAGUUCGAGUUCAUCGAGUUCGUCAAGCUCCAGCUCCGAUUCAGAUAGCUCCGAAGAAGAUCAGAAAGAGCAUGAUGAGGAAGGUCAACAACUCACGAAUAAACAGAUGUUAGAACAAAAUCUGCCAAAAGUGACUGAUGGUGUACAGGAGGAAAACGACAGCAGGUCGAAAUUGGAAAUCGACGAAUCACAAUCUGACGAAGAAGACGACGAUGAUGAUGAGGAGGAGGAGGAAGAUGAUGAUGAAGAAUCCGCGAAAAUAACGAGAAGCGAAGGUCUUAAGUUAUCAAUUUCGCUGAAACGACCUGCCACAGAGGAACGACCUAAGGAGGAAGAGGAACAGCUGCCGCCAGUGAUUCAUGCAAAUUUACCAUCAGUGGCACCCCAACCUGUUGAUUUUAGUAAUAUCUUCAACCAAGAGAAAUUACUGAACGACCAUCGAUCCGAUCUACUGAAAAUAGAUUAUAAUAGCAAGCCUCAAGUGCAUAAUAUCAGCGAUCAAGUACAGCAAGAACUAAAAAGUAAUGCACAUACAGCGGAUCCAACACCAGCAGGAGGAUUUAGCUGCAAUAAUCAAUUGAAGACCAAUUACGUGGGCGUGGACUCAACAAACUUCCUCACCAGACGAAUCAUUAAACACUUUGCACUAAUAAAAAAUAAGUUUGUCAAGGAGAAGCAACGACGAAGUAGAAAGAAGGAUACCUCUCCAGUGAAACAACAACAACUACAGAAAACCUUUUUCAUACGGAAGAGAACUAUCAGCGAGAGGAUGAUGGGACAGGAGCUGACACAAGAAAGGAAAUUUAAAACGACCUCUUGGCAUCAUGCGCAACGGCCUCAACAUUGUAAUCGCAGCAAGACCAGCGCGGCGCCUGAGUAAACAUCCUCAGCGCACCCUGAUAUUCCAGGAACCAGCAGUUCCAGCUUUUGAUACCAUUGAUUGCAACAGUCGCUGUUAAUACACCAACAGCCACAGUUACAUCCCCAAUUACCUGUGCAGACGCAACCUCCGCCGCCAAUAGAGAACAAGAAAAAAGACAAAAAGAAAGUGUUCCUCUGCUCACCGUGUGGAACCCACUACGAGAACUGGAACCAACACAAACACAUGCGAGAGGUGCACAAGAAAUAUAUUUGCUUGUACUGCUUGGGAAUAUUCCAAACUGCCGAUAAACUGGUAAACCAUUUGGAAGCUAAGCAUCAAGUACACAAGAAGCACGUGGCCAGCAUCGACGAAUAUCAACAGCAGCAACACCAGCAGAACGUGGAUAUCAGCCAGCCACUAUACCUGAUGUGCGCUCGUUGUGAGCAUAUUUUCGAGAAAAUACCUUCUGACGAUGGGUCAGCGAUAGUUCAACACGAUUGUGCGGAUUACCUGGAGCGUUGUGGCAAUUGUGGAGACCUCAAACAGUCCAAACAUAAAUGUGAGAAAAAAGUGGAGCAACCGCCUGAGCAGACAAAACUAUUUAACAGCAACAAUUUUAGUUCUAGCGAUAAUGUUAAUAGUAGCGUUAAAAAUAAUUUAAACAACAAUUACGACGGCACAAACGCCAGUAGUAAUUCAACGGCUGUGAUGUUCAACUACGAUAAUCAUACGACUAACGGUAGCAUUACUAAUGAGAACGAUCAAACGAAUAGUCUACUCAGGAGAGGUCCUCAAACUCUGCCAAAUCGAAAGCCGCAAAACAAAAAGCUGAAACUAUCGCAACCGAACCAGCGAAGCACCUUCCCAAAUUUCAACAGUCCCAUUCUACAAUCCCAGCCAGUGAAAUGGCCUCUGGAAACACCCAUUGUUUUGUUCCCUGUUUCCUAUCCGCCUGAGCUACUUCAGCAGCACUCAUCUUCCCUGCUGCAGCGAUCAACGGCUCCACUUAGCUUUGGUCAGGGUACAACCACCACCCUCUCGACAAUACCGGCCAGUUUGUUGAACGCGCAGGAACCGUCAGCGGAGCUGCCACCGGUACCAACAGAGCUGCCGCCAGCGGUAAUGGUAGAGCAACAACAAAAAAAGCAGCCAGAAUCUCCUAGCGAGCAUGAACAACUGAAUCGGCCGCCACUGGUGCCGAAGCUGAAGGUGAAGAUCCCGAAGGAGUACUGCACGCCGAUCGAGAGCAGCGAUGAGUCGUCUACCGAGAGUGACUAUGAAAACGAGGGUGCUGAUGAUCCGGAGGAAGAGGAUGAUGACGAAGAAGUGCAAGAUCAAUCAACACCGCAACACGACGAAAGCGUACCGGUGAAGUCAAACGCGGUGGAGGUGAGUUGGUUUGUGCACGCGCCCAUACAUCCCGAUACCGAGAAGCAUCAACAUGAGUCUGUCCCUGUACCGCCGAUGCGUGUCGAAGAUGACGUCAAGCUGGAUCCAGUGGAAAUGGACAUCGAAGAGGAAGGUGAUCGGCAACCGGUUCAUCUGCCACCGGAAAUGGGUCCCGCUCCUAUGCCAGAACGACAUCAUCAGCCGGCUCCAGAACCGAUGGCAGUCGACAAUGAGGCUGAGGCUCCAGAAGUACCACCGGAACCAUUGGAAACGUCACCCGAAGAACCAUCGCCUGUGCCGCCAUCCGACGGCAUUGUCGUUGCGGACGAAGACGCCCAAGUGUUUGAAUUGACCCUAGAGGAACCACUCGACAAGAUACACAUAAGAGAUUUCAUAAAAAUCUGUCUUCGAUCGACGGUCCCGUUCUGUUUGUAUUGUAACCAUGCAAGGCGAAUUGCCGUAAACGGGAAGUACUUGGCGUUGCAUCUUGUUGCGACGCAUCGGUUCCAGGCGACGGUCAACAGCAUUACAGCCGAAGAGCUUUUGCCGGCGACGAUUGUGCAGAGGUUCAAGUCCUGCCUUGAUGAGCUGGAGCCACUGUACUUCAAUCUCGAAACAUUCGAUUCUAGCUGGACACCGGAGCAGAAGGCCGUCACUUAUCCGAAACAAUUUGAAUGCUUCCAGUGUAGGUUCAUAACGAGGAUACAUAAAGAGUUGUAUCUCCAUAACAGAAAAAUGCACCAAAAGUCGUUGCUGAUAUGUAUGAUGUGUCGCGGAAACUUUUUCAGCUAUAGUGAACUUUUGUGUCACAUGUGUCCGGGAGCUCCCAAUCGGCAGAUUAUUCUGGACUACACCUUCCGUUGUUGUUCGUGCAACAUCGAUGGCAUUCCUUCGGCGUUCCGCUUGAUGGUUCAUUUGCGGAAACGACACUUUGCUUGCGAUGUCUGUUUGGAGCAGUGUGUGGAACAGGGAGCGCUAUCGAACCACGUCUGGAAGCAUAAGUUGCAUCACCUUUGCUACCGAUGUGGCAUUGCGUAUCGCAAUAAGGCGGAUAUUUUGAAGCAUCUGUUCUGGAAACACGGAACGGAAGGAGUAGUGUGCAAAAGGUGUCUCCAGAAAAAGUGGCCACACGUAUAUCAUUUCUGUGUUCCACCAGCGCAAUUUAUUUGCGAAGUUUGUCAGAUGGGAUUCCGAAAGUCAUUGGCUUUGAAAGUACAUCGGAGGUUACACAAUGGUGAGGAGAAGUAUCCUUGCAGCGAGGACGGUUGUGAGAAGAAAUUUAUUUCCAAAAAAUUACUCCUAAAGCAUGUACAAAGGCACUAUGAACCACCUCCGGCACCACCAUCUCCACCGAAAGCGAGGGAACCAACACCAGAGCCAGUUGUGCUGCCAGCUGAAAUGGUGAAACCCAAGGAAGAAGAAACCGACAAGGCACAGGAGGAAGCUAAAAUGAAGGAGGAAACCGAGAGCAAAGUCAAGACAGAGGUGAAAGAAGAAAAGGUCGAGGAAUCAAAAAGUAACGAGGAAACUCCAAGGAAAAAGAAAAAGAAACGAUCCAAGGAUGAUCCUGAGAAAGCGUUAGUUGAUCUGAUGAACUUACCGGCGUUAAAUCUUUCGGAAAGUGAUAGUAGUGACGAAUCAGAUGCGGAUCAUUCUAAUGCCAGUAGUCGACGAUUCCCAUCAGCUUCUGGUACAAGCAAAGGUGAAAAUUCCGGUGAUGAAGUGGCUAUGUCAGAACCUAAGAAAGAGGAAGUCAAAAAUGAAGAGGAUGACGACGAUAGAACAGAAAAAGUGGAAUCUGAAGAAAUUGUUAAUUUAUGGAACAACUUUAAAAACUAUCAAGCCAGUCGCACGAACAGUCGAAGGCCUUCGGUGUCGGACGAAGUGACAGAGGAACAGUUUGUUGAGAAGAUGUUGAAUAGCAAGGUGCUACACGUGUCUCAAUCCGAUCAUGACUACUGUAUGAUGUAUAAGAAGGUUUAUCCGGAAAUCAAAGCUAGCGAAAUUGGGGAAACGAUCGUAAUUGACGAUGAUGGCAAUAUGGAGAAGGAGAAACAAGAAUCUUUGCCUAAGAGCAGUGCUCAUGCAGGAAGCCCUUCGAAGAAACAGAAAUCAUCAAGGAAGCGAAAGGCGUCAAAGAGUGGGUCCGAUUCUUCUUCCAGUGAUAGCGGCAGUGAUUCGGACUCCAGUUGCGAAUGUGGAUCGAACUGUAGUUGCAGUUCUAGUAGUUCUGGCAGCAGCAGCUCUAGUUCAGACGACUCAGAUAGUUCUGACGAAAACACUACAAAGAAGAAAGAUGACAAAAAGAAAGCCCAUGGAUCAGAGCAUAAGAAAGUUGAAGAACCAGUGACACAAGUGCAAGAAGAACCACCUGCUGAACCACCAGUGCCGAUUGAUCCCGAUACCAUAAUACACGAGUCAGAUUUGGAGACAGACGAGUCGGAAACCGAUGAAGAGUUCUAUGAUCAACACCCACAGAAGAUGGCGAGUCAACUUCUUGCGGAGAAGCGUCGUCAGCUGAUGCAGCAAACCUGUAUGAGCCCAAUGAAUAGCUUCGGAAUUGUGGAAAACAGUCGUCCGUCAACUCCGUCGCUGCCCGAAGAAAUGGUUGCCAAGAAAAAAGUUAAGCUGAAGAAAAGAAAACGCGAACGAAAAUUAUCGAAAAAGACUCCACCUCCAUUGCUGAAGGAUGCCAUCCGAAACAUUCCUCCUGCAAUGAAUUUAAGUCACACCGAUCAGUUCUCACCGAUCCCAGUUCCUAUGACAACUCCUUUGACAGCACCGCCAAUAUUGCAAUCAACAGAAAACACAAUGAUUCCUUCAGCAUCGACUACAGUUCAUGAACAUUCGUUUUCACCUAGUUCUAAAACUCCGACCCCAAGACUUAGUACUGGAAACAGUUCUGAAUCGGAUGCUCCCCUCAAGCGAUCUCAGCGUAGCAGGAAGCCAAACAAAUUUUACGGAUAUACCAGUGACGAUGAGAUUCCACCAAUCCUCAUACCCAUCGUGGCAAAGAAUCCCGAAAAGUCUAUCCUUUCAGUCAUGAAACCUACUCCUCCGCCUAACUUGGUAUGGAGCAAAGAGGAUCUACCAUCGCCACCAAGAGUGAAGUCAUCCAAAUUGAAACCAUCCGAUACGGGCACUCCCCUGAGCUCAAGAGUUGCACCCCCAGUGAUAACUCCAAUUCAGCAGCAAGCUGCAUCUUUGCAACAACCACCGCGAGUCGAUUCUUCAAAAAUCCCUAACGUUCCAGUGCACCAUCUUGUUCCCAGUCCCUUCAAUGCAUCGUUGCAAAACGAUCCCGACAGCGAUUCCAGCCAGGAGGGCGCCCUACAGAUCAAAUUAACCCCUCAUCGGCCAAUUCCACCACUUCCGAAGCUGAAACUCUCCGUGCCGAAAAAGUCCUCGGCCGCUUCCCGUGGAACACCCAAAACGCCCGCUGCUCGGAAACGAGCUCCGCCCAAAACCAAAACUCCGAAAUCCGCCCCUCCCAUACCAUCGGCCCGUACCCAAAAUGCUCCCGCUUUUCCGCCAGCCUCAGCGCCCGUUGCACCGUUUCAACCACCGAUUAUCGAUCCCGCAGUUCCGAAGGUUCCACCUCUCGGUUCCUUCCCCAGCAUCCAGUCAGAAUUCUUCCCCGCCAACCAGAUCCGCAUACCAGCCGGGUGGCGACCCCCUCGGGAGGGUGAAUCCGUUUAUUGCUACUGUCGUUGUCCGUACGACGAGGUCUCGGAGAUGAUUGCGUGCGAUGGAGACAACUGCCGGAUCGAAUGGUUCCACUUCGAGUGCGUCGGCAUCAUCAUGCCGCCGAAGGGAAAAUGGUUCUGUCCAGAGUGUAAGCUGAAACAGCAUUCGUUGCCGACGGGUGCUAGUGGUGGUGGAGGCGGAGGAGGAAGAGGAGGAGGGGCACCAAUUGCAGCCCACGGCGAGCUGCAAGACAAUUUGCUCGAUUCAAACUAGGCUGUUUAUUGGAUUCAGUUUGGAUUUAUUUUGCGGUAGCGAUGUCUGUGUUGUAUUACUUUUUUCGAGACAGUCAUAUGAUCUGCACAUGUUUUAGUCGUUUCUUUUUAAUGAAAAGCUUACUAUCUCAUGCUAUUUGAUAUGUAACAAUAUGGUGUAUCUUUAGAGAGUGAAGUAGUGCUUCAGACAAGUAAAUAUAGAAAUACAUCAAAAUACUGCAAACCGAUAUAAAGUAAACACAAAUCAUGUUUAGAGGUUCUAUGAAAAGAAAUUCUCCGAAGAGAAGCAAGUAGACUAGUAGACUAUAAAAGAGUGAAUAAUCAUGAGACGCUUAUUUUUUUCUGAGGAAAACAUCAAACGAUGUCGAUAAAAAAGAUCAUGUUUUAGGUAGUUGUUUCAUCCUUAGUUUUAAGUCGUAGUUUUGUAUGAUAGUAGAUUUAGCUACUUUGCUGGCAAAUACAAAAAAGCAACCCUGUAGAUAUACCUACGUGAUAGAAAGUAGUGUACAUACACAGUGUAGAGUUGUAUUGUGGGUUUUCAAUUUUCUUCCAAUGUGAUGUUUUUGUUUGAAAACACUGUCACACGUCCCUGCUCAUACAUAAAAUUAAAAGUGCUGUAAUUCUGGGCUAGUUUGUCUAUCUCCGCCUCUACCCUCCAUGUCUUAAGUAUAUCCUAAACUAUACUUUUCUCAUCAAGCUUUGUUUCAAUAUUCUCACGGAUGGUCGCCGCUGUUUUUGAAUAAAAUUGUGUAAUUAUCCCACAAACUCGACCGUUAUUGGCUGUUGUAGCCGAACCAUGGUUCCAUGCAAUAGGAUUUAGAACUUGUGUUUCAUCAAUAGGUAUUUAUUUCAAUGUUUUGAUUAAGUUCACAGUCACUAUCCCUGAAGCAAUAAUAUGGAAGCUAUGAGACAAAAACGUAUGCUAGCGCUGGAUUACUGCACUUUCUAUUACCUCUAGAAAUGUUUUUUGAUCUUCAUGUAAACUAACACGCCUGGAUUAAAAAGUGAGAAACUUUUAUCCAACACUGCAAAUCCGCUGCCCCUUACACAUUCGAAAAUCGACGAUGUGCAUAUAGAAUUAUUCAACAUGUAUUUUUUUCGAGGUCUCGACAGUGCGCAACAUGUGGAGAUGUGCGAAUUGUAGGUAUAACGAGAUCGAUAAACUGAAAUUGCUAUAGCACAGCUUUGUGUCGUGUUAGUACGCUGUCUGUCACAGAGCCAAUGUUUAGUGAGCGAAAGAAAAACUGAACUUAUGAUUUGAAAUGUUUUCCAAACGAAACAAACAAAGUAAUCAAAUAAGAAAUAUUACUGUAAUGCCCUAAGACAGGUGAUAAUGUAAAAAAACAAAAAUAUUGUACCUAGCACACUAAGAGAAAGAUCGAAUAAUGAGAACUUUCACAAAGGGAAUGCAACCCCGGCCACAUUGGAAAGAAGAGUGUAACGUUUAACGAAAUUUACUCCCAAAAUAUACCUACCAACACAUAGUCAGACUAAUGUUGACGAUAAUGGAAACAUA
Messenger RNA from Armigeres subalbatus, 9391 nucleotides. RefSeq lists its product as uncharacterized. NCBI's taxonomy places the organism in Eukaryota, Metazoa, Arthropoda, Insecta, Diptera, Culicidae. The record is from RefSeq and is a predicted model, not a curated record.